This is a messenger RNA of Seriola aureovittata, 2140 nucleotides long. It is a transcript of the gene sdhaf1, whose product is annotated as succinate dehydrogenase complex assembly factor 1. Bases 631 to 879 code for a protein of 82 amino acids. NCBI's taxonomy places the organism in Eukaryota, Metazoa, Chordata, Actinopteri, Carangiformes, Carangidae. Gene Ontology annotation, cellular component: mitochondrion. The record is from RefSeq and is a predicted model, not a curated record. Gene Ontology annotation, biological process: mitochondrial respiratory chain complex II assembly. The transcript is spliced from 2 exons.
CGUGUUUUGUAGUCUUUUAGCUUCACAGUGGUGUUGUAACGUGUAGUAAGGUCACACAGAGGCAGUUUACAGCAGCUAACACAGCUACUUAAAGUCAGUUUAUGUUAUAGAUGACUUUUAUGAUCGAUUAACGAUCUGACGUUUCACCAGCACCAACGGUUUGACCGACGGCGGCGGUUUAAAUCCGUCACCAGUCAGUAACAGUCAAACAUCAGACCCUCCAUCAGUCUGCUCUGCAUCAUCAUCACCUGAAAACCUCACACCACUUCUCAGCCAAUCAGAGCUCCUCCUGCUCCCUGCAUCCACCCCACCCCACCCCACCCUGCUCGGGGCAACAAGGCUGUUUGUAGGAUCAGAUCCUGAAAAAUCAACAGGAAGAAAAACAAAGCUGAGCGUUGUGGUGUGUUCAGGGUCCACUGUGUUCAACUGUAGCUCCAGAUUUACACUCAUGAUGCAUUCAGGAUGUGUCUGAAAUCAUAAGACUGAAACUAGUGUUGAUCAGAGGAACUGCAUCUGAAGAUUUUCCAGCUCUGGUGUCAACAUGUUUUUCUAGCCUCCUGCUCAGCUGGUUUCUGACUCCUCUCUGUUCCUAAAGGAGAAACUUUAGUGUCGUGAGUUCGAGUUCGUCCGAUGUCUCGUCACAGUAAGCUGCAGAAGCAGGUCCUGGCUCUGUACCGGCACUUCCUCCGGGCCGGUCGGGACAAACCGGGCUUCAUCCCCCGAAUCCGAGACGAGUUCAGGGAGAACGCUCGCAUCAAGAAGACGGACGUGAUGCACAUCGAGUAUCUGUUCCGGCGAGGACAGCGGCAGCUGGAGCAGCUGAAGGACGUCAACACCAAACAGCUGGGCUCCUUCUCCAAACCCAAAGACCAGAGCUGACCUCUGACCCGAACCACGUCACAUGUCUUCGAAGGACACCAACAAAUACCUCCUAAAGACUUGGUUAUUACCAAAAUGUCAUACUGAGAUGUUGUGUUCAAGUCCAGUGGGGAAACUAAAGCUCAGUAUGAAGAGAACAUGCAAUGUGAUUAAAAAUCAAAUGAUUGUGUUGGAAGUAUGGAAAGCUGUGCUUUUUUUUGUGGGGGGGGGGGGGUAAAAAUCACUAAUAAAGUAAAAGGUUGUAAUAAUUUAAAGUAUUUGUACUUUACUAUUGUAUUUUCUUUUCAUUUUACUUCAGAGUUCUGCUCCACUUCAUUUUAGGGAAAUAUUUGACAGCUUAGUUGCUUUUUUAUUAUAAUGCAUAUAAUAUAUUUGCAUGUAAAACACAUAAAGAGUUUCUAUUAAUAAUAUUUAAUAUGAUGCUUUUGCACGUACUACAGAAGUAACAGGAUGUAGUGGAGUAUUUCUGCAGUCUGGUAUUAGUAGUUUUACUUCGUAAGAAUCUGAAUUCUUCCUCUGUCGCUGAUAAAAGCCACAAAGAACAUGUAAAUAUUAUUAAUAGGUUAUUUUGGAAAGUGAAAACAGUUGUGAUGAAGUUUGUUGCAGCUUUCAUACUGUGGAUGUUCUGGAAAAGAGGAGAAGCUUUUCAGGACAACAGAGAGGAUUCUGUAUCAACAGUCAAAAUAAAGAAGUUCAUACCAACAUUUUACAACAAUAUAAACCCAACAAAUCUGUACUUGCCCAAAUUUUUAGAUAUUUAAAUCAAAUACACUUUUAUGAUAAUGGACUGGAAUCUUUGAUUCAUUCAGUAACUUUUUGGGUUCAAUUGACAAACUAUUUAUUCUGUAAAAGUAAACUAAAAAUUUAUAUUGAACAUAGAAAUAUAAUUCAAUAUUUUGAACAAUGUGACAUUUAAUCCAUUGUAAAUUAUUUGAUCCUUUAUGGUAAAUUCCACAUACAUAAAUGCAGAAUAACAAAAGUCACUCACCCCCAAUUUUACUGCAUUUUUAGGUGAAUCCAAAAUAUUUAUCAAGAUUCUUGAUCUUAUAAUUACUAAAACGGUAAUUAUGAUAUAUCUAACAAUAAUUUGAUAAUGUAUGAUAUGGUUUUUUUCUUAUAGUCAAAUUUCCUCUUAUUUUCUUUUUAUUUCUUUUUAUGUAUUUUUUGUAUUAUUUAUUUUUUGCAAUUUUUACUCCUGCCUCUAUUCACAACUAUAUCGACUCUAUGUUUGCAAUGUUUGUAUCAAUAAAGAUUGAAGGGA